Molecule: messenger RNA, 2770 nt
Organism: Harpia harpyja (harpy eagle)
Lineage: Eukaryota; Metazoa; Chordata; Aves; Accipitriformes; Accipitridae
Gene: C11H19orf44
Product: chromosome 11 C19orf44 homolog
Exons: 8
Coding region: 1-2157 (718 amino acids)
Source: RefSeq, a predicted model, not a curated record
AUGCAUGCUGGGGCUUGUAGUCGGCCCUCUCACGGGUUUGCCUUCUUGGGAUUAGCUGGUUACGCCCAAGCAUGGGUGCGCCAGGGGGAGGGGGCAACUUUGCGCGGAGCCAAUGAGAGGACGGGAUGUUGGGGAGUCCCGGUCUCCGGGAUACGCCCCGGUCUGAGGGAGCCGCCGGCGCCGGCGCCGCCUCAGGCUGGUCCGUCCCGGAUGGCUGCGAUCGCUCGGGCGAAGAUGGCGCCCCCAGGCCGAGGGCAGGGACGCAGCGAUGCUCCCCGUGGGAGAACCAUCACAGCCGGCCGCAGCGUCCUUCCUCGCUCCUGCAGUGACCUCUCUGUGGUUGACCCAGAGUUGGAGAAAAGUGGAAGAGCUCUGUUCUGCCCCAGCAGAUUCCUAAAGGUGCGCAACGAAAACGGACCUGGAAGCCGGUGGUGCCAGACAUCGGGAAGUGCUGGGCGGACAGCGAACAGACACGAAGCAAAGAGCGCACUGGGUAGCGCUUCCCACACGCGGUCGAGCUCAGCUCUGAGGAAAGUGGCCCAGCUAGAAAGCAAAAUCAUGAAUCGAAAAAAGCAGAUGGAAUUGCAAAACAUUGACUUGGGCCAGAAGCCUUUGGACGAAGAGUCCUUCUCAUCUGCUUCCAGUCACGAACAUGGUGGAAGGGGCAAGAAAUAUCUGAAGAAUUAUGCUACCGCUGGUGGAAAUACAACCCUCAGUAAUGCCUGUUCUAAGGAAGAGGAAAGCAUCCAAAGCCCUGAAAAGAAGGUUAUGGUUAAACAACAGCUUGGUUUGGAUAGUGAUGAAGAGGAAAUGAGAGAAUUGAUGGAGGGCUCUUUGGAGUUUGCCAGUGGAAAUGAGAAUUGGAAGGUUGUUGUAAGUGAUUCUAAAUGGGGUGGAAAGAGUAAGACUCCAGUUUCGUCAGGAAUGCCUCCUCCAUCUCAUAAGGAAAUUUCACUGAUAGAGGCAUCUAAAACAUCUUCUUUUCAUAGCAGAGACUCAGAGAAAAAUGGUUUUGAUAGAGGUAAUUCGCCAGCACCUUCACCAGCCAGCAGAAACCUGUCAGUACGACAUAACAUGAGAUCUCAAUCGCCGUCUUCUUCCAUGAAAGACAAUACCGUAAAGAUUACUCCGCCUAGAACAGGCAACACCAAGCAAAGCCAAAUAUCGCUUGAAAGUGACAGAAGUGAAAUAAAAUCAUUAGAUGAAUUAUUUUCAAAAGCAGAUGAUGCAGAAGAUUCAACUAGCAGCAGCUCAGAUGACUUCAGACUGAAUAUCCUGAGCCUCGAUGAUUUGGCACCAAAUAUCACCAGUGAGGCAGCAGAAUUAAAGCAGAAAGGGACAGACAUUCAAGUUACUCAAGAAUCAAACAGAAAUCAAAAAAAAGAUACAUUCCUGGUGGAAAAAGACCAAACUUCUCUUAAAAUGACAAGUGCAGUAACUGGUGUGAAUGAUGCUUCCGAAGGGGAUAUUGAAAAAACUGUGACUGAAGCUGAAAUCUCUGAGCAUUUGAGUGGAGUUUCUGCAGAUUUCCCUGGACACAAACAGGAUUAUCUUGAUCAUGAUGAGAGAACUGUUAAUUCAGAAUAUUCUGAAGACUUUGAAAAGUCUCUGUCUACAACAGACAGGGAAUCUGUAUCAAAAAUGUCAGAGGAACUUUCUGAGAGCUUCACGUAUUCUGGAAAACACCCAUCGUCAGCAUCGUCACCUUUAUUUACCAGAGACCAGCAGGACCAGGUACACAGAAUAACUGUCAAAGAAACUGCGGUUCAGACAGUGGAUCCUCCAUUCACCUAUUGCUGGUCAAAGACAAACACCACUGCAGUACUUGACCCACCGGUAGGAAACAGUUAUGUUGAUCCAGUACCUAUUGCCAGUCACGUCGUCAGCACGGAUGCAGUAGAAGCCUUGACAGCGUACAGCCCGUCAGUUCUUGUUUUAAAUGCCAUGUUGAAACAGCACUUGAUGUUGACUCAGCAGUUUGUAGAGAACAUUCACCACCUUCACUUAUCCCUUGUGGAGUCAUUAGAGAACGAGAAGUUCCACUACCAUACCCUGGAAGAGGCUAAAGAGUACAUCAAGAAUCACAAAUCCCCACCUCUAACAAUUGAGCAAGCACGGGAAGAAAUUCAGAAAGCACAGGAGGAAAAACUGCUUUGAUUCUUUGAAUUUUAAGUAAAAUUUACAGUUAUGGAAGUCAAGCUGGAACAAGAAACCCUUCCAAAUUGCAGAGAUAAAAAGCUAUAAACUCUGUGCUAGAAGGAUUUGCACUAACUGCUAUGUAUUUUACUGUUAUUUUCCUAUACCUGAAUUCCGUACUAAUGUCCAUGAUACAGGGAUAGGCAGGAACCUUCAGCCAGCCUAUGCCAGUGUUCAGCAAAAAAGAAACCAAGAAAACCCUUCUCUCCAAAGGGAGCACGGUAAGUCAUCACAGGAUGCAUGUUUAUGGUGUAGAUGGUGUGUUCUCUGGUCACACCUGUGAUCAUCAUAGAAAUGAAAGUCUGUACUAUGGCACCAGAGGAGUGUGAUCACAGUAGAAAAAUACCACGUCCUGCCUUCAGUGCCAUAUUUAAGCAGUGUUUAUGUAUAAUUAGCCUUGCCAGAUUACUACAAAACCAAACACAGGCACAGUUAAGAUAAAUUCAAUACAAGGAAGGCUUAUAGCCAUUGUAUGGGAAUCCAUUUACUCUGAAAUAGGAGCCACUGUUUUCUUUUUAUUAAAAAAAAAGUGUUUAUUGGAAGGCAAAACAAUAAAAUUCACAAGUUGGUAACA